Molecule: messenger RNA, 976 nt
Organism: Aspergillus alliaceus
Lineage: Eukaryota; Fungi; Ascomycota; Eurotiomycetes; Eurotiales; Aspergillaceae
Product: vacuolar protein sorting-associated protein 29
Exons: 4
Coding region: 124-720 (198 amino acids)
Biological process (GO): intracellular protein transport; retrograde transport, endosome to Golgi
Cellular component (GO): retromer complex; endosome
Source: RefSeq, a predicted model, not a curated record
CGUAACCUUAACUACUAGUUCGUUGGUGGCCCCGAUUGUUCUGGACGCCUGCAGGUAUCUACUUGAUCUUCGAGGGACAAGCCUCUUUGGAAUGGGUUGUUGAAUCAUCUGUUCCUCUCUAGAAUGACGUCGCGCCUGGUCCUGGUCAUUGGUGACCUUUUUAUCCCUGAUAGAGCUCCGGAUCUUCCGGCCAAGUUCCGGAAACUCUUAACACCGGGGAAGAUCGGCCAAAUCCUUUGCCUAGGCAAUCUGACCGACCGAAGCACAUUUGAACUGCUUCGCGGUGUCGCCCCCGAUCUGCAAUUAGUCAAGGGGGAUUUCGAUGUCGACUCUCCCAAUCUACCCCUCUCGAAAGUGGUAACCCACGGAAGCCUCCGCAUCGGUUUUACACAUGGCCACACCAUCAUCCCGCCGGGCGACGCCGAUGCCCUGCUUAUCGCCGCUCGCCAGAUGGACGUAGAUAUCUUGCUAUGGGGUGGCACGCACCGUUUCGAAGCUUUUGAAAUGGAGGGGAGAUUCUUUAUCAAUCCGGGAAGCGCAACAGGUGCCUUGAGUACGGGGUAUUGGCCUGAAGGAGAGGACCCAACGCCUAGUUUUUGUUUGAUGGAUAUCCAAGGUGACGUACUUGUGUUGUAUGUCUACCAGCUCAAGAAGGACGCCGAUGGUGCCGAAACCGUUGCGGUCGAGAAGGUGUCAUUCCGCAAGAACAACCCUCAAUAAUGAGUUGACGUUUCGUAAUAAUUGCUUGUAUAUAUGCCAUAGAAACAGCCACGAUUAUGACCUCCUAAUUCUACGUGACUCACACUUACCUGGCAUUCCGCAACACGGCAGCGUCUUGAAUCUGUUGUUGAUGGAUGUAUUGUAUGGUUCUCUCCAUUCCUUUCUGAACUGGAUGGACUCGUGUGUUUCUUUCUUAAUGUACGGGGAAUUCGGAUGAAGUAUUGAUUUAUAAUAAUUGAUUUCUUUGAUGCUUCUA